Messenger RNA from Rhineura floridana, 4780 nucleotides. It is a transcript of the gene TRMT5, whose product is annotated as tRNA methyltransferase 5. The record is from RefSeq and is a predicted model, not a curated record. Gene Ontology annotation, cellular component: mitochondrial matrix; cytoplasm. The transcript is spliced from 5 exons. The coding region runs from base 503 to 2077 and encodes 524 amino acids. Lineage: Eukaryota; Metazoa; Chordata; Lepidosauria; Squamata; Rhineuridae. Gene Ontology annotation, biological process: mitochondrial tRNA methylation; tRNA N1-guanine methylation.
UCCAGGCAAGGACAGGGUGGCGUUAACACACAGUAGGGGCAAGAUGCACUGUGGGGCAGGGACAGAAGCUCUGCAAGAGUGUCGGUGGGGCUCUUUCGACUCACCGGCCUGCCUGCCUACCUUCCUUUCCGGGGAAGCCCAGGCUGAACCCCACGACCGUCGCCCCUUCUUUUUUAACCCCCCUCUUUCUCCCUUCCACCAGCCCCAGCCUGCCCACACGCACACACCCUGCCCGGGGACGGGAGGAGCGGAGCUCCCUCCUCCGGCUCCUGAGCCGACAAGUACCAGCCCCCCGGCUCGAAGUUGACGCUCCCGACCCGCGGCUCCUCCAUGGCGCGCUGUGGUGAAAGAAGGGAGUCACGCGCAGGGGCCCCCUCCCAGUCAGAACCCGCCGCCGCUGAAAGAGGGGAGGAUCACUCGAGGGCGGUGCUUCGGCCGUGACAGAGCCGGCCCGAGGGCGGGUAAGGCCCGGCGAGACCGCCUUUUCGCCUGGCGACUACUGAUGAUGAUGAAGCGGGGAGGCCGGGCCUUUAUGGCUGAGAGACACGGUGCCGGCAUGAGGAUUUUCAGGCUAUUAAACGGCUUCUUUGCUAGACUCCUGAAUGUGAAAUAUUUUGGAACAGCUACAUCAAAUACAUCAUUUCCAGCAGUCUGGAUACUUUGUGGUCAGUCUCUUAAUAGGCUGCCUGUACAUCUUGUGGUUGCUCAGAGAAAUAGUUUCUGUGCCAUGCUGGAGGUACUUGACAUGAAAUUUGACCUUGACCUGCACUUACCUCAUCCCAGGGUCCGUGGAAUGACCACCCUUGACAGAGCCGCCUUCAAGAGGGAUGUUGUCAUCCCAGCUCUUAAGGUUAACAGCGACAUCAUAAACAAAGUUGUGAAGUCUAUCAAAGGAGUGCUGCUGAAGCGACCAGGUAUCACAAGGGUCAGGGAAGACCCAGAAGAUGAAAGCAGAAGGUUCCUUUUAUUAGAUCCUCACAGAAUAUCUCCCAACUGUUCCCUGAGCGAAUCUGAGCAACAAAUCUUAAAGAGCUUUAACAUUAGCCCUGAGAUAGUCAAGUACAACCUGGAACUGACUUAUGACCAUUUCAAGGUGGAAGAAAUUCUGCAAGCAGUGCUUCCUAAAGGUCAGGAAGUGCCCACUGCUUUUAGCAGAGUUGGCCACAUAGCUCACUUGAAUUUGAGAGACCAUCAGCUGCCCUACAAACAUAUAAUAGGCCAAGUUAUCAUUGACAAGAACUCAGGAAUCACCUGCGCCGUAAAUAAAACCAAUACCAUAGAGAAUGCUUAUCGAAACUUUCAAAUGGAGGUAUUAGCUGGAGAUGAGGCCAAUAUGAUCACAAAGGUUAAGGAAAACCACCUCGUGUACGAAUUUGAUUUUUCCAAAGUCUACUGGAACCCUCGCCUCUCCACAGAACACAUGCGCAUCAUCAACCUCCUAAAGCCGGGCGACCUUCUUUUUGACGUCUUUGCCGGGGUGGGGCCUUUUGCAGUUCCUGCAGCAAAGAAGGGCUGUGUUGUGUUUGCAAAUGAUCUCAACCCUGAAUCCUACAAGUGGCUGCAGCGCAACUGUAAGCUAAACAAAGUGGACAAGAAAGUCAAAGUCUUCAACAUGGACGGCAGAGAUUUCCUAGAGGGCCCGGUGAAGGAAGAACUGGAAAAUCAGCUUUCUUUGAAGGAGCGCAAGUGCUCCCUGCAUAUUGUCAUGAACUUGCCAGCCAUGGCAGUUGAAUUCUUGGGUAUCUUCAGGCACCUCUUGGACGGAGAGCCAAGCAGUGCUGACCUUCCCACAGUGCACUGCUACUCCUUUUCCAAGCAUGACAACCCUGUACAAGAUGUUCAGGAUAGAGUCGAAACUUGCUUGGGAACUUCCUUAGAGGGCCUUUGCUCUGUGGAAUUGGUGAGGAAUGUUGCGCCCAAUAAGGAAAUGAUGUGCAUCACCUUCUCUCUCCCAGCCAAGGUGUUGUACAAGCCGCUGUCUUCUCUGGCAGGUGCAGAUAAUCCCCAGGAACCGGUAUCUAAACGCCUACGCUCAAGUGAAGAGUCCCCUGAAGAAAAAAUGAAUCUGAUGGUCUAGGAGGCUUUGUGGGUACUAUUACUGAAAUGAUGAUCAGCUCCCAUUUUUCAAGGUGGGCCAAGCAGAUUGGAUUUGUUAAUCAGAACUUGUAACAGCAGCCUCUGAAAACUGGAAUUAACAGCUGCUGUGCUCAAGUGCCGAUUAUGCACUGAUCUUCAUUUCUUUUUAAUUCCAUUAUAGUUGGGUGGGGGCCAUUUUUUUUAUUUCAAAGAAUAUUAAAUGUUUAUUUUCCCACACCUGGUAGCACCUUCUAUUCCACUUGUGUGCAGUCAUUCACUGGGCAAUGAGAAAUGGUGAGAAGUAAAAGGAACCAGCUAAAACAGUCUGUCUCCUGUAGUCUUGCAACAACAAUACCCCAUUUGUUUAGACUACCAGCCUUCUCUGAGGUUCUCAUGAGGUGGAACCUUGACACGUCAGUGGGGAAGAAGGAGCUUGUGUGGUAGACUGUUGAGCUGAGCUUGAAAAGGAAGUUUGUCUCAUGAUGUCUCCCUUUAAAGAAGAGGGAAGGCUGUUCUUCAAGCUUUUCUCUUCUAACACUGAUGCAGCUACGGAAUCCGUGUAAGGGUUGGGGAAGACUGCUGGGACCAGCUAAGAUUGCAGGCAAGGGCUGUUUACUGCUCACUCCAUGCCUUUUCUCAGUGUCCCCCUCCCCAGAAAAAAGAACAAGGAGAGGCUUACUUUAGAAAGGAAUUAGGGACACCUUCAGGGAAUAGGCAUAGGAAGAGUGGCUUAUAUAGUGAGGGACAAGCGACCCAUAUGUGAUGUCCUCCCAAAGACCCAAAUACUUUUCCUAAAAGGAAAAGAGUAUUUAUUUUGGAGGUAGUAGCCUUGUCCCCUCCUAAAACAUCUGCCAUGACCAGUUUAGCAGAAGUUCUGCUGCCUUUGUAUUCUAGACCACCACCCUGGGCAGCCUCUUUGCCCAGCUCCAUGCAGCUGGGCACAGAAGCUCCAGUAGCAUGAGCCACCAAAAUUAACAUAUUUGUAGAAUUUCACAUUCUCUAAAGCAAUUUUAAAAUGCUGCAUAUUAACAUCUGGCACCUCAGUUUGAUUGGUAGGACAUCAGUUUGAUGGGGGCCAAGUAUAUAUGCAGCUGCCUCUGUCACCUUCACUGGGUUCUGAUCCACUAGGGAUCUUGUUUUUCAACUAUUACGAUUCUUGUCUCUAUUGUAAAAUCCAAUGCUUAUAAAUACCAGCUACUUGGAUUAAUUGUGACAAAAGAGUAGCUUGCCUCUUUCAGGAGCAGAAACUCCUACAGUCAGACCCAACACUUGGUGUGAUCUUUGCAUGCCUGGGUAAGCAGAGCCAAGUCGAGCCUACAAUGUUGUGGGUGCAAUUCAAUGUGCCCAGCCAUUCCCUGCACCCCAGGAGCCCAGAGAAGAGUGAGCUGUUGGCUCCCUUUAUGCAAGGCAUGGUUGUGUUAUGAUAGCCAGAAUGGCCAGGCUUGCUGCAAUGGAGUCAGAACAGCAGCAGAGCCACAAAUGUCUUAAAGAUAAAGGAUUGCAUGCAAAGCUCCAAUUUCUUCUUCGUGUGUGCAUGACAGUUUUGGAUCCUAGCCUAUAACUGCUGACAGAGGAACAGAGCUGGUGCAUGAUCCUCUUUCAUUACUAGGAAUGCGAAGUGGGAUGAAUUAGAAGUCAGUCUCACUUCCAGUUCCUAUCUCAUGCUUCAAGAAAGGAAAACCCAUUUGUCUGCGUACGGAGAAGCUGGUUUUAUGAGAUGAAAGGACUGCAAAGUGACAAUAUAAAAGCUUAAUCAAAAUAGCAUUUUAGUGCUUGUACAUGUCAAACCCUGAAGUGGGGGUAGAAACCACAGAAUUUAAUAAUAAAAAAAAUCUGGCUUUAUUUUAAAAAAAUAUUUUACAAGUCUGUUUCUGAAACCUCCAACAUACAAAGCAAACUGAUUAUUUACCUCUUCCACUAGCCUCUCAGCAAAGUGACUAAAGCAUUUCCCACCCUUGUUCCCACUCCACCAAAAAAGAAAAAAGCACAACCACCAUUUUUAAAAGAAAGUUUCUGUACAUUGUGUUUUUAAUACUUAAGCACAGCUGGCUUCACAUUUAAAAGAAAAGACCGAUGGCGGCAGCCUAGCUGUAGUGGAGACGGGAGCAAUUUUCACCUGAGGUCUUUGCUUGCUCUGCUCCAAUGUGGCUUACUCCCAAGCUAGCCGGGAUGCCAGAACAGCCCGCUGAAGGCAUCUUGAAGGGCUCGAUGACAGGCAAGGGAGGAAGUGUAGCCACCAGCGAGAUCCUGUGGGGAGGCGGCUCGGACAUGGUUUAGAUAUCUAGAACAAAGAGAGGCAUUGUCUCAGCUGAGAAACAAACAUUUCAUGCUGCAGGACGGGAACGGAAAGAAAAGCCAAUUUCUCUGGUUCCCACCGCUGAAUACAUUUCCACAGACACUGAACACUUCUUAAAACCUUGGAAUCGGAAAUGGGAGAGACCAAACCUGAGUUCACUCUCCUUGUUGGAUUAAUCAUUCACAUAAUUACAGAGGCGGAAGGGUUUUGGUGUCUCACCUGGUGCAGCUGCCUCCUGCCUAGAGACAGUACCAAAAACCUCUAUACCAGAUGCUUGUCCAACUUUUUCUUGUACAUCCAAGAAAUGAGAUGAUAAAGUUUAGGCUGUUUCUAAAUCAUUCCUGCCAUUAUGAUUUUCAUAUGAAUGCAACUGAAGUGAGGGAAAAGUCUUGCAUGCUGUUUUGCUAC